AUGUGUCGAGAGCGGGUCAAGAGCUGGAUGUGGCGGCGCUCUUGGUUCGCCACAGCUCUUCUUUCAUCGUCGCCAGCCUCGAUGGGGCACUCGGGGCAGGUGCUGGCCAUGGCGUUCGUGGCGGCGCCCUUCAACGUGCUUGUCACUUCGGGCGAGAAGGAUCGAAUGCUCAGGUGCUGGGAUAUGAUUCUGAAGCCCAAGCUCGAUGCCGUCGUCGGGCCCGCCGGGAAGAGGCAGGCGAAGGCCUGCGAGCCUCAGGUCAUGCUGAAGUGGCUGCGCUCUCUCCGGUCAGGUGGUGUUGACCCUCCGCGCAGCAGUGGCGGUGGCGGCGGUAGUGGCGGUGACAGCAAAGGGAAUGGUGCCGCGGAUGUUUCCGCCAUCCUCGUGUCUGGUGGCGCCGGGGGCACGGUGAACAUUUGGCAGCUCACGGCGAAGCACUUGGAAAUCCUCAACACUCUCCCGGGGCAUACCGGAGCUGUCACCUCGGCGUGCGUCCUGCCGCACCCGGAGGUUUUCGUGACUGGCUCGCUGGAUGCCGACAUCCGCGUGUGGGCAACGAAGACCUACAAGUUCAAGCGCGUCAUGAAGGGUCACAGCCGAGGCGUUGUCACCAUCGACUAUAGCCCCACUCAGCGGGUCAUAGUCAGCGCGGGAUUCGACCACGACAUCCUCGUCUGGAGCCCUGUUGCAGGACAGGUCAUAUGUCGGCUGUCGGGCCACGGGUGCUCCCUUGUUGCGGCCAGGGUCAGCGCCGUUUCGUCGGACGUCAUCUCAGUCUCCAUGGACGGCAUAAUUAAGGUGUGGGACUCGGCCAACUUCAAGUGCGUUCAGACGAUUCACUCCCACCGUCAGCAGGAGAAGAGACCGGGGGCUCCGUCGUCGUCCGCCGGUAGAGGUGGUAAGGGCGCGGGGCACGGAGGCGGCGGCGGGAAGAUGCAAUGGGGAAAAGCCAGCCAGGACGGUGGGGAGGCGAAAACGAAAAGCAAGGCCUCGCUCGCACCCGGCGGUUGUGGCGUUGUAGACCUUUUCCUGUUCGAGGGUGAGACCAGCCGUCUUCUCGUGUGUCGCGGCACCGAGCUGGACUUUCACGACAACGGUCGGGCGGGAGAAAAGGACGUCACCGACAGCAACCAGACGAUAGACGUCAUGUACCACUCGGAGACGGGAACUUUCGCUUCCGUGGCGUCCACAGGGAUCAAGCUUUGGGACGCUAGAACAGGAAGGUUAACGAGAGUCUAUGGCGUUCCUCCUCGGCCGGCCACGUUUUCCUCCGGCGGUCGAUGGGCCAAACGAAGGCGGGCAGGGCUAGGAGCGGCGGGGGGCGUAGGUUUCUCCCGCGUCGUCGAUGUUAAUGGCGACUGCGGCGACGCUGAAGGUACCGGCCGUUUUCGCGGGGUGGAGGCAGGCGAAGCUGAGGAGAUCACGAGCGCGUGCAUUGACUCUCGCGGGCACCAGAUUGUCAUGGGUUUCAACACGGGACGCGUGGCGUGUGCACGGUACCUCACGGGACGGCUCGUGGGACAGCUGGACUUCCAUCCCGGGGAGAUCAUGGUUCUGGACCCUGCGUUGGAGGCCAUCCGCAUGGAGAGAUCCAACCAGAUCGUCGAAGGCACGGUGGUGAACGUUGCAAGCGCCGUGAAGCAGCUGAUGGUCGGUGCAAAAAUCCUGCGCGCGAAGAAGACCUUUCUGACGACGCUUGAGUCUUUCCGAGGGCGUAACUGGAGAAGCGACUCGAACCGCGGCGGUACGGCUGGAGAAGCUACAGCAUGGAGCGGGGCACCGACAAUCACAACAGUCACGGACACCAACAGCAGCACUAGUACGCUGCUUACUCGAGAGGGGGGAGGGACAGGCAUGCCGUCGGGGGUUUCCUCAAACAUGGGAGGACAACCACCGGGAGGAGGAGGACAAGGAGAAGGCGGUAGAGCAACACUGCGCGGGAAGAGCGACAGCAAUAUGUUCAUCGACAACGACAAUAGCACCAGCGCUUCUGGAAAUGAUAGAACAAGCGAACGUCAGAUCGUUGCAAGGUCUGGCAAGGGCAACCACGGCAACAACGCCAAAAGCGUCCGAAUCGCCGGCGUCGGUGGAGUUAUCGCGGAAGGCGCCGACUUCACCGACGAAGACAGGGAAGUGGCACAACAAGCGGGCGGCGGCAAGGUCGAAGAGCUGAGGUCGCCUCGAGCAGUAGCAGAAGCACCUACUGGUGCUGCUGCCACCGUCGGGGGGAUGACGCCAACACCACCUGUGGGGCAGAAACCGCGACCGUCGUCCUCGUCCUUGUUCAAUAAGAAGUUCGCCAAGCGCUUCUUGCGCAGCGGCGGCGGCGGGGGCGGCAGCAGCAGCAGCAGGAGUGACAGGCUGCGACAACGCGACGGAGAAGAUCAGGAGAGUCCCCUCCGCCGUCGCCGCCGGCACGUUCAAGGCGGCACCGGCGGGGAAGGGCAAGGACACGACGGCGGUGGAGCCAACAACAAAGGCGGGGGUUACGCAGGAGGGAAGAAAAUAGAUGGACGGGGUGGGGGCGGUAGGAAGGGGGGGAAAGAUGCACAGGUGAACAUUGGGAGCCGGUUCAGGAGCCACAUCACGACCGUGGCCGUCAGUCACAUGUACCAGCUAGCUGCAACGGGUUCUCUGAAUGGCAACGUGAUCGUGUGGGACGUGCAGAGGGGGCCGUCUACCUGCGGUCUUGCUACCCUCGAGGCCCACAACGGGUACCAGGUAAACAGCAUCUGCUUCUUAGAGCCGCAUGCUGCGCUGGUCACGUGCAACCUGGAGGGAACAAUCGCUGUCUGGCGGAUGGGCCCUGCUCCCGACCCUCUCAAAGACUAUCGCGGCUUAGGCGAGGAGAGCGGAGAACAGGGAUUCGGUGAUGACGACGACAGGAGGAUCAAUGCGACCACAACUGCCGCGGCAAGAGCAGCCGCGGGCGGCGGCGACCCUGUCGUUGCUACAAUACGCGCGGGCAGCAAGGGAAGGAGAAGGGCGACGGGCGAGCGAAUGGCGCCUUCUUCGGAAUGGCGAUGCGUCGCGCUGUUCUUCAACAACAACACCUCUCCGUCAAACGCUGCGCCCGCUUUUCCGGGGGAGGGCCUGGGAGUCGGGGGGUGUUCGCAAGGGCAGGAGGCGCCGGUCCCGGCGGCGGUGAACAGCCUGGCGUGGAGCAGCCUCGAGGAGCGACUCUUCACGGGAGACACCGUCGGGUUUGUUAAGGUGUGGGACAUCAAAGGGGCGUUGACGUCGUCAGGAACAGAGGACGAGUCGCGGCAGGUGGCCAAAACCAGCAAGGACGGAAUAAGCAAAAUGGUGCACAACGACAGCAGCAGUAUUACCAUCGACAGCAGCACGAUCAGCGGCGAGGACAAGGAGAAGGAGAAGGAGAGGAAAGAGAACGACGACAACCAACAGAAUAAUACUGCCAACAACAACUACAACGACACCAUCACCACAAGUACAACCACCACCACCACAGACAACCCUGACAACGUCAACAACAACAACGACGUCGAUAUCAAUGCCAUGGUCGCCAUGAAACACGAGGAAGAAGAAAAUGAAGGACCGGAAACCCCGUCGCACCGAGGUUCCGCCCAGUUGACAGCAUGCAUCCCUCCCCCAUCCAUGGCACCGUUAGACGCCAACCUGCGCGAUGACUUCUCUUCGCUGGGGCUGGCGGACGGCGACGCCACCAGCAGCGAUGAGGAUGACGGGAUCGGGAUGAACGGAGGGAGCAAAGCCGCAGGCACAAGCUCUUCCGCGCACGGGGAACACUCGCUUUGGUCGUCGGAGUCCAGCGAGAGCAUCAGCGGUCAAGACUACGGGGACAGAUUCGGGCGUGGCGUAGGCCUCCGGUUCGUCCGACGGCUGGACGAAUGGAGGCCCGGUAAGGAGGGCCGUCAAGAGGUGAUCAAGGUCAAGGUCUUCGAAGGUCAGGGCGUUUCCUUUCGGGGCGUGGCGAUUGUGGGUCGCGAUCGCCCCCGUCCGGGUGCCGACAACCACGGUCGUUAUCGUGGAAACAGACGACGGCCGAUGACGAAGUCUGGCACGGUGAUCGUGGUCACGAUAACGCCUGAUAAGCUCGUGAGGUUCUGGACCUCCGGUGGGGACCUUCUGGGAAGCCUCGACCAGCUCUCUUUUUCUCCACCCACCAUUUUUCUGGAUCGAUCGGCGUCUAGGACUUGA
Molecule: messenger RNA, 4179 nt
Organism: Ectocarpus siliculosus
Lineage: Eukaryota; Phaeophyceae; Ectocarpales; Ectocarpaceae
Source: the annotation of a GenBank genome assembly